CAUAAAUAGGCACCCGGCCGGCUGCUGGCAGCGGCGGUCGUCCCCGGUGGAGUCCGAGCUUGCGGCGGCUGCAGGACUGAGCUCUCGAAGGCAGGGUCAGGUAAAGUCGGGAUCCAGCUUCCAGAAUGCAGCAGCUCUGGACCACCCUCUGCUGCCUGGCAGUGCUGACCAGUGCCUGGGGCAGCCCGUAUUUAAAGCCCCUGUCGGAGGAGAUGGUCAACUAUAUCAACAAGUACAACACUACGUGGCAGGCGGGACACAACUUUUACAAUGUGGACAUGAGCUACCUGAAGAGGCUGUGUGGCACCCUGCUGAAGGGCCCCAAGCUGCCCCAGAGAGUUCACUUUGCUGAGGACAUGGAUCUGCCUGAGAGCUUUGAUGCCCGGGAAAACUGGCCCAAAUGUCCGACCAUCAGAGAGAUCCGAGACCAGGGUUCCUGCGGCUCCUGCUGGGCAUUUGGGGCUGUGGAGGCCAUCUCUGACCGGAUAUGCAUUCACACCAACGCGAAUGCUAAUGUGGAGGUGUCUGCGGAGGACCUGCUCACCUGCUGUCACAUGGAGUGUGGGGAUGGCUGCAAUGGGGGCUUUCCGGCUGGAGCUUGGCACUACUGGACCAAGAAAGGCCUGGUUUCUGGAGGCCUCUAUAACUCCCAUGUAGGCUGCAGGCCCUACUCCAUCCCUCCGUGUGAACACCACGUCAAUGGCUCCCGACCCCAGUGCAAGGGAGAAGGAGACACGCCCGAGUGCAGCAGGACCUGUGAGCCUGGCUAUUCCCCAUCCUACAAAGAAGACAAGCACUACGGGUACAGUUCCUACAGCGUGCCUCCUUCUGAGAAAGAGAUCAUGGCUGAGAUCUACAAAAAUGGCCCGGUAGAGGGAGCCUUCUCUGUGUACACAGACUUCCUGCAGUACAAGGCUGGAGUGUACCAGCAUGUAACCGGAGAGGAGGUAGGAGGCCAUGCCAUCCGCCUUCUGGGCUGGGGCGUAGAGAAUGGUGUCCGCUACUGGCUGGCUGCCAACUCCUGGAACACUGACUGGGGUGACAAUGGCUUCUUUAAAUUCCUGAGAGGACAAAAUCACUGUGGAAUCGAGUCAGAAAUCGUGGCUGGAAUCCCUCGUACUGACCAGUACUGGAAUAGGAUCUAAUCACCGGUGACCCUGUCCAACCGGCCCUGCGGGAGCUGUCCUCUAAAUAUAGCCAGCUGGGAUUGGGGUGGGGGUGGGUAGGGUAGGAAUGUCUCUUGUUGCUGGAGUUCAGAGAAGAUGCAGGAGGUUUUAGAUAGUGGCUGACAUGUUUCGGGGCCCAGAGGUCUGGAUUGGGCCAAACUGUGUGUCUGCUAUCAGAGCUGAUCUUUUCUGGAGUUGACACCUGUCUUCCAUGGAAGAUAAAUCCAAGUCCUGGCUACCUCCCAGCCUGUUCGGUGGGCCAGUCCUCCCAAAGCAAACAGACCACACAAGCCCCAUAGACUAGUACUGUAUGUAGUGCCUGCCUUUCCAACUCCUGCUGCAAUGACCCGCCACAGCCUGCCCCCUCCGCCCCCCCUACACACACACACACACACACACACACACCCCUGCUGACACAGCUCCAGGGAGCAAGACUUAGUGAGGACCUAAGGGGGUUGACUUCCAGUUUUCCAAAGGAAUGGGAAAUAAACUUUCAGAAGAUUGACAUUUCCACACAAAAGCACUCUAAGCAAGUGGUCUGUAGCAUAAGAUGAGAGGUGGUGGGAGCAGCCCUUGGAAGAAAGCCCCAUCUUCCAGGACACCGGUUCCCAUUGAGCUUUGUAAUGUUACACACUUUCUCCUGGCUUCUGUGUGAUGAUUCUUUUUUAAUAGAAACUUUUAUUUUUAAUGCACCUCCAGUGAUCAUGUGAAUGAACCAGUUCUACAUUAAAAGAGCUGUACUGAUUUUCCCAGAGCUUACGACUGAGUGGUCAGAGUUUGACUGACAGACAUAUCCACCUCUAAUACAGUGGGAGAAAGCAGCUUUUACUGUUUGCUUAACCUACCAGUUUAACAGAAGAGUAACUGUGCCAAUAAAAAGGUCCUCCUUCAAAUGAUA
This is a messenger RNA of Echinops telfairi (small Madagascar hedgehog), 2064 nucleotides long. RefSeq names its product cathepsin B (gene CTSB). Lineage: Eukaryota; Metazoa; Chordata; Mammalia; Afrosoricida; Tenrecidae. Gene Ontology annotation, molecular function: cysteine-type endopeptidase activity. The coding region runs from base 126 to 1145 and encodes 339 amino acids. The transcript is spliced from 10 exons. Gene Ontology annotation, biological process: regulation of catalytic activity. The record is from RefSeq and is a predicted model, not a curated record. Gene Ontology annotation, cellular component: lysosome.